Biomphalaria glabrata is the source of this 1126-nucleotide messenger RNA. RefSeq names its product MORN repeat-containing protein 5-like. The transcript is spliced from 5 exons. The record is from RefSeq and is a predicted model, not a curated record. The coding region runs from base 93 to 629 and encodes 178 amino acids. NCBI's taxonomy places the organism in Eukaryota, Metazoa, Mollusca, Gastropoda, Planorbidae.
GCAGACUGUGCUCUUUGAAUUUUGAACUAUAACCUAUUUUUAGAGUGCUCUCCCUUAACUGAAAUGCAUAGCAACAACAGUUUCUUUUAAAGAUGGAUGACAUUCUGCAAUACACUGGUAGCAGUUAUGAUGGAGAAUACAACAAUGGCAGGAUGGAAGGUAAAGGAACAUAUGGCUUUCCCACAGAAACAAGGUAUGAAGGAGAAAUGAAAGAUGGUAUGUUUCAUGGCAAAGGUUCUCUCUUCUUCCCCAAUGGUAGUAGAUAUGAGGCUACAUGGGAAAAUGGAGUAGCAAUUGAGGGCAAAUACACAUUUGCUGAUGGUCUAUUGUUUGAAGAAGAAGAUUGGAAAUAUUGUGAUGGUUAUGAUAGAAGAUUCUAUACAGAGAUCACUGGAAACUUGCGUCCAGCGGGACAUGAGUCACUUGUGAACAAUGAACCUCGACAUGAAAUACCAGAAGGUCAUUAUGACUGUGGGGAUGGCUUCUAUAAUCCUAAAACAAGAGUAGUUGUUGACUACAACCUCAAGUUCCUUCGAAAUGCAGAUGAAGAUGAGCACACUUGGAUUAUUAAAACUUGCCUCAAGGGCUGGGAUGAGUAUAUUGGUUUUACGCCCAAAGUCAAUGCAUGAGCAUGUGUACAUCAGGAGACAGUAAGAAUAGGCUGAACUCAUUCCUUUUGAUUGGUAGUCAUAGUGCUUCAGUAAACUAUAAGUAGCAUGGACUAUUAUUGUGACAACAGACAAUAAAUUCCUAGGUUUUUCUCUGGACUCACCCAAUUGGUUUUUAAUGCUUUAGCCCAAUAGUCAGUAAAUACCAUAGUCUUUCAUUAGACCCAAAGUGUUAGUUCUUAAAGCCCUCAAGGCAACAGAAAGUAAAUAAUUGAAGUCUUUCCCUUGACUCAAACAAUGAACUCUUGAUGCUUACAAUGUACUCAUUCCAACUUUGAGAUAUUGAGAAAGUAAAUUAAAAGAAGUCAUUGCUCAGUGGAUUGAAACAUCAUGGUCAUUAGUUCAUUUUAUAAAACAAACACCAUGUUGCAAAAGUUCAAGUUACUUUAAAAGAAUGCUACAUUAAAGAUUUUGUGAAAAAAAUAUUCUAAAAAAAAAAAAAAAAAAAAAAAAAGAAA